AUGAAUGGAGAGUCGCAGAGAGGUAGAGGGCCCUUGUUUGAAUGCCGGAUUCUUAGACGGCUCGGUGGGCCGCUGGCGGGCAACCACGCGACCUUUACAACUACACCACGACACGGCAUCGUCACGACACCGCCACGACACCGCCACGACACCGCCACGACAGCGGGGCGAUUUUGCGUGAUGCGCUUUGAUGUAAGUUCACGUAUUAAACUAGAGUCGAGCACCCGUGCGAAGUUUAAUGACAUCGCAUAUUUAAAGUCGAGACAGUCGUCGUCG
Messenger RNA from Iphiclides podalirius (scarce swallowtail), 276 nucleotides. Lineage: Eukaryota; Metazoa; Arthropoda; Insecta; Lepidoptera; Papilionidae. The record is from the annotation of a GenBank genome assembly.